This is a messenger RNA of Penicillium cinerascens, 1281 nucleotides long. RefSeq names its product ribosome biogenesis protein NOP53. Gene Ontology annotation, cellular component: nucleolus. The transcript has 3 exons. Gene Ontology annotation, biological process: rRNA processing; ribosomal large subunit assembly. The coding region runs from base 1 to 1281 and encodes 426 amino acids. The record is from RefSeq and is a predicted model, not a curated record. Gene Ontology annotation, molecular function: 5S rRNA binding. NCBI's taxonomy places the organism in Eukaryota, Fungi, Ascomycota, Eurotiomycetes, Eurotiales, Aspergillaceae.
AUGUCGUCCAAGCUGGAAGCCCCCCAACAAUUCAAGCAGCCUUCUCGCAAAGGCAAGAAGGCCUGGCGCAAGAAUGUCGAUGUCACUGAAGUGCAGGAGGGUCUCCGUCUCCUGAAGGACGAAGAGAUCAAAGGUGGUGUUGUUGCUGAGAAGCCAUCUGAGGAGCUGUUCACAUUCGAUACUACUGGAUCGGAAGACGUUCGGAAAACCGUCGCAAAGAAACACAAGUCGCUCAAGGCUGACGAAAUUAUUGCUCAACGAUCUGCAAUCCCCGCUCUUGACUCUCGCAAGCGUGUCAGCUCCAACGUCACCGACGGCGUUAUUGAGCCAAAGACCAAGAAGCACAAGAAGGACUGGGUCAGCAACAAGGAAUUGCAGCGCUUGAAGCAAGCGGCGAGAGAUGCAGACAUCACCAAGAAGGGCAGCAAUGAAAUUUACGACCCCUGGGCGGAUGAAGGCGACAACUCAGUCGCCGUCGAAGACCCCCGUUUCGACUUCUUGCCGAAACCGAAGGCCAAGGUCGCCCCCGAGACCUUGAAACAUGCACCGAUCUCUCUUGCCGCCAACGGAAAGCCCAUCCCCUCGGUACGAGUGCCCCAGGGCGGAGCCAGCUACAACCCUCAAUUCGAAGAAUGGGAUCGCCUUAUCCAGGAGUAUGGUCGGGAGGCCGUCGAGGCCGAGAAGAAGCGCCUUGACGAAGAAUUGAAAGAGCAGGAGAAGCAGCGCCUAAUAGAAGCUGCCCAGGGUGACGAUGGCGAAGUCAAGUCGGAUGACGAGAGUGCAUGGGAGGGCUUCGAAAGUGAAUACGAGAAGCCCGAGUGGUUGAACAAGAAGCGACCCGAAAGAAAGACCAAGACCCAGCGCAACAAGAUUAAGCGGCGCAAGGAAGCCGAGAGGCAGGCGAGGUGGGAAGCUCAGAAGGCAAAGAAAGAAGCACAGAUGGAGAAGGUUCAAGAACUUGCUGAGCAUGCCGAUCAGCCUGAAAAUGAUUCCGAUGCCGACGAUUCGGACGAGGGAGAUGAGACGAAGCUGCGACGAAAGCCUUUGGGGGGCAAGCUUGCUGCCCCGCAGAAGCCAUUGGAGCUGGUGCUUCCCGAUGAACUACAGGAUUCUCUCCGUCUCUUGAAGCCGGAAGGCAACCUGUUGGACGAUCGGUUCCGAACGCUGAUUGUCCAGGGCAGACUCGAGUCUCGUAUGCCCGUGAGCCAGGCUAAGAAGGCUAAGAGAAAGAUCACGGAGAAGUGGAUGUCGAAGGACUUCCAAGUUCCUGGCCUCUAUUGA